Molecule: messenger RNA, 666 nt
Organism: Aspergillus alliaceus
Lineage: Eukaryota; Fungi; Ascomycota; Eurotiomycetes; Eurotiales; Aspergillaceae
Exons: 1
Coding region: 187-570 (127 amino acids)
Source: RefSeq, a predicted model, not a curated record
GAGCAUCUGCGGUCGUACCACCACCUGAAUGUGCCCAAGCGCCGUGCGGCGACCAAGCGGGUGACAAAACGGGCCUAAGAUGCGACGACAAAGUCUUGGCUUCGUCGAUGUUCUCCUGUACCUUAUUGGCUUGGAUGUUUUCUUGCACAUGUUUCAUUGGCUACUGGGAGGCAAGUGAUCGACCGCAUGUCAUUGAGUGACGUGCUUUGUUUUUAUAUUCCCCGCACCCAUUCCUGCAUAUCAUAUUACCUCUGUCCAUUACACACAUACAUAUCUUCUACGAAGGGUCUUGGCUUCCGGGCCCUGAUCAUAUACAUCCUCUUACCUUUGUUUCUUCCCUUCAGCUUUUCAUGUACGGAUGACGACUUAUGUACGGAUACCAGACCGGCGUUACGAGAUAGACGGUGCAUUGCAUUGUAUCGUCUGUGUGUUUUUCUUUUUUCUUUCCUGUUUGUUUCAUACUUUCUUCAGACCACGACAUGGGCCGUCUUGAGGGACACAGGACCGCCGCAACAUGUUCGAUCUUCUCUUCUCAGUCCCCCCCCCCCACAAUUGAUAUUCUACUUAUAACCCUUAUUAUCACUGUGGCACAUACAAGGAAGGCGUUCCGGCAUAAUCGAAUCCAAUUAUUUCUCCAUCCCUAUAUGAAUUCUCCUGUUAAGUUAC